Heterostelium album PN500 is the source of this 3903-nucleotide messenger RNA. Its product is annotated as DNA polymerase V family protein. The transcript is spliced from 6 exons. Gene Ontology annotation, biological process: regulation of DNA-templated transcription. The record is from RefSeq and is a predicted model, not a curated record. Gene Ontology annotation, cellular component: nucleolus. Gene Ontology annotation, molecular function: DNA binding; transcription factor binding. NCBI's taxonomy places the organism in Eukaryota, Evosea, Eumycetozoa, Acytosteliales, Acytosteliaceae. The coding region runs from base 1 to 3903 and encodes 1300 amino acids.
AUGGCAAAAUCAGAAUCAUCAAAGAAUAACAAUAGCAAUAAUAACAAUAACAAACCAAAGAAUAAUAAAAAGAGAGCAUCAACUUCAAAAGAUGAAGAUAAUAAUAAUAAAGCAUCGGCAGCAAUUGCUGUCGAAGUUGAACAACCAGCAAGACCAAGAUUGUCAGUCUCUGAGAGUAUGGAUAAUCUAGCUGACCAAAUCGAUAUUGAAAUGAAAAAGAAAGACGAUAUCCUCCAAUGUUUCUACGACAUUGUCUCUGCAGAUGAAUCUACACGUAUCAAAGGUAUCUCCACACUCAUUCUCACACUCGCCGAACUCCAAGAAGAUUUCAAACCAGAAGAUCAUACCAGUGUAUUAAGAUAUGUUCCAAAAGUUAUGGAAAAUAGAGUAAAAGAUAUAAAUAGUGAAUUUUCACCGGAAUUGAACUAUUCUUUGCAACGUUUGGUUGGUGGUUUGGCGUCGAGUCGUGAUAUUACAAAAAUGGGAUUCUCGCUGGCACUCAGUGAGUUGCUAAAUUCGCUGCCUGUCAUCUCGAUCAGUUGGUUCAUUCGCUACUUGACCACCGCUAUGGAUACUACUGGUGCCAGUGGAUUUUCAGAGCGUGAAGCGUUGUUUGGCCGUAUGUUUGGUUUGAUGGCUGUGAUCAAGUCGGGUCGUAUCGAUAAGGAGCUCAUUAGACGUGCUCCCACCAAGUCGUCGAUCUACAACGCCAACCAACCGAUCGACACCGACAACAUCAUCGAAUCCAUUCUGGAACAACUGAUAUACAUCUCAAAGAAGCGUGCAGUCUACACCGAACUCGCAUACGAAGUCAUAACAGCACUCACCGAACAGAUCCAAACCGAUCAAAACUUUGACAAACUCCUACCAUUCAUCAAACAACUCAUUCCCGAGAACAUCGACGACUACACUCCAGAUUUAAUUUUAUUGAUUUUAUCACUUUCAAAUAAUUAUAAGAAAUUCAAACUUUUAAAACAUACAAAUGGAUGGAGUCAUAGUUCAUUAUUUAAUCAAUCGAAUCUACAGUUUUUAAAGAUAAUCUAUGCCAAGUCGGUAUCUACUCAUCCAAGAGUUCACAAAGUUUGGCCAACUACAUUUGCAAUCUUACUUCAAAAUCUUCCAGAGAAUAUUUCAGUAACCGAAUUUUGGAAAAAAGUUGUUGAAAAUCAUCUUUUUACUUCAACUGCAAAUAAAAAAUCAUUGGGAUUACAACUAUUUGAAAUACUUUUACCAAUGUUACCAGCCACCUCCAUUCCAGAAAUUUUCACAGUUCACUUGAAUUACUAUUUGAAUCAAUCAUUACAAUCCGAUAAUAUAUUACAUGAAGUUGGUGUCCAAGUUUUCCAAAUCAUUCCAAAAACAGCAGAAAUAUCAAAAGAACAUCGUUUACAAUUAAUUCUUUAUUUCAGUGGAAAUGGUUCAAAGGUAUUCCAGAAUCCAAUCGAUAUCGUCAAUGAGUUGCUCAGAGAUAUCGACUUUGAAUCGAUGAACAAAUAUAUCAAUACACUUUUCAAUAGUUUCUACGACCCGGAUGUCUCGAUUGCCAGCAACAACAACAAUAAUGCCCGUAUCGAAACACCGACUGACCCCAACGCUGAAGAUGCCGUCGAGAGUGAAACCGACAACGAGCAAUACAACGAAGAGCAACUACGUCUUUUGAAUCUGCGUAAUUGGAUUCUCACUCAACUCGGUUACAUCGUCAAGGAGUUGUUGCGUCGUCCAAUGGAUGCCGUCGCCACCCAGCAAUCAAAGAUCACCAACAUUCUCAAGUUCCUCUAUUUCCAAGCGUUCUUUUUGCCCAAAGAGAAAGCUACAUCAGCUAAAUCUAAACAACAACAAACCACAGAUGAUGUCUUCCUCAAGGAACUCCAAAGUCGUGUGCCAACCAUCGACCUCCAACAAAAGACAAGAGAUCAAUGCGGUGCCAAGUUGUUGACAGUGCUCGAGAAUCUCUCACAUCAUAAUCUCGUUCACCAACCACUCGUUGACGGUGUUAUGAGCAAUGGCGAAUUCUGGGUGAGCGAAGUCGUCAAGUUCCAGAAUCAACCAUCAGAGAUCUCCGAGUUGCUCGAGGAUCUUGUCGCUGCCUACGAGGAGUUGGUUGGAAUGCGCAAGCCAAAGAAGAACGGACCGAAUGCCUUUAUGAUUCUCGUCGAUAUUCUCAUCUCGCUCCUUGACAAACCACAGCAUUUGUUGCGUUCCGUUGUCAAGUUGAUUUUCUCGAUUUUCUCGGAGGACAUCACAUUCCCAGUGUUGGAGCACAUCUUGAACACAAUCUCUGCACCAAUCACUGAGAUUUUCGAUGGAAUGGAUGAAGACGACGAUGAAGAUGACGAUGAAUUCGAACCGAUCGACGGUGAAGACGGUGAGGAUGACGAGGACGGUGAGGAUGGAGAAGACGAGAGUCAAGAGGAUGGCGAAGAAGACGGUGAGGACAACGAAGAUGACGAAGAGGAAGAAGAGGAAGAGGAGGAAGAAGAUGAUUCCGAUGACGAUGAAGUAGAUCCAGAGAUUGUUGCAAGAAUCAAAAAGAGUCUUGGUCCACAUUUGUUGUUGGAGGAGGACGACGAGAUGGACGACGCCAAGCCACCCACCGCCAAAGAAGCCAGACAACUCGACAACUACCUCGAGCAAAUCUUUAGAAGAAAGAAAGAACAGAAAGCCAAAUUCAACAAUAUCAAGACAAAGACAAUGACUUUGAAGAUUCGUUUGAUCGAUCUCGUCGAGAUCUACAUCAAGAAGUCGACAGGUGCACCAAACUCUAUCUUCUUCCAGGCGCUGCCACUGAUGAUCAACGCUGCCAACUCUGAAGAACCAUCGAUUUCCAACCGUUUCCUUACCAUUUUCAAAAAUAAGAUCAGUACCAUCAAGAAGUGUGCCGACAACGUCGAUGUCAAGUCGAUCAACGCGCUCAUCAAGAGUUGCAUCGAAACCAUCAAGUCGUCCAUAAAGAUGAAGGGAGACGACAAGAAGAACAAACCAUUUUUAUUCCUGCUAUCGGGACACACCGUUUACAUGUGUGUUCGCGUGCUGAUUUCCAUGAGCAAACUGGAUGUCGCACCGCUCGACGCCGAACUAACUCAACUGCUCCAAAAAGAAAACAUCUCCAACAAGAACAACACUGUCAUCCUAUCGUUUAUCACCGAGUUCUCUCAGCGUUUCCCACAGUUGAUGUCCGGACACAUCACCGACAUGAUGCGUGUUGUUGGCAGCGCCAACGACUACGUCUUCAAGAAGCUCCUGGAGAUCGUCGGUGUCAUGAUUCCAAAGCGUUCGCCACAACAACAGGAGAAUGUUGCUGCCACCAACGGAAUGGUACAAGUGUUCCACGUCAUCGUCAACACGCUCUCCGACGCCAUCGACGAGUCACUCAAGUCCAAGAAGUACGGACAGCAACAAGCGGUACUCUUGCAACUCGCCAACAUUUUCAAUUUUAUCAUUUCACAUCAAUCGGUCGACAAGAUCAAGUCAAAGAUCGACGCUGCCAAGCUCAAUGCGCUCCUUGUGGAAGUCUGCAAGGUCAACGGAAAGCGUGCCAUCAAAGACCACGCCAAGCGUAUCAUCAAGCUGUUGGAGAUUGAAAACAGCGAUCUACUUGCACUGUCGAAGCGCAAGAGAAAGCAACUGGAGAGAGAAGAGAAGUUGUCGGCAUCGACCGACAGCAACGCUACUGGCAGCGAAUCAAAGAAGUCUAACAAUAAUAUUUUAACAGUACACAACGCCAAACGUGAUAAACCACAAUCGAAAUCAACACAACUCAAGGUCGACAACAAGAUCAAGAGUAGACCAAAGAAGAAAGAAGAAGAAACCGACGAAGCAGCUCAACUUUACAAAGAAUUACAAGAUCCAAAAGAAGAAGAAACAAGACCAAAGAAAAAGAAUGAAAUCAAAGAAAUAAAAUAA